Molecule: messenger RNA, 4021 nt
Organism: Anguilla anguilla (European eel)
Lineage: Eukaryota; Metazoa; Chordata; Actinopteri; Anguilliformes; Anguillidae
Gene: fbh1
Product: F-box DNA helicase 1
Exons: 21
Coding region: 361-3615 (1084 amino acids)
Biological process (GO): replication fork processing; double-strand break repair via homologous recombination
Cellular component (GO): nucleus
Molecular function (GO): DNA binding; 3'-5' DNA helicase activity; ATP binding
Source: RefSeq, a predicted model, not a curated record
UCAUUACAAUGCGACGCGAAACAGAAUGGCUUUGUUUGGCUAGUUUGUUUUUCUUAGAUGUGAGUUAGUUUAGUUAGCAAGUUAGGCCAACCUCGGUAUCUCCCCAGCCUCAAAAUAUAUUGCAUGAGAAGAAAUAGCCAGCUUUAGAAAUUUUCGUGUUUGUUGACUCGGUCCGUAGCGGAGCUGUGCAUGUUUAGCUAACUUGGUUCAUUGGGAUGCCGUGGCAGUAUUUCUGUUAACGUUAGCUAACAGUUCAUGUAAGUUGCAUUUAUAUAUGCGUUUUAAUAUGUAUUGGGACGGUCUAAAUGUUCAGAUCAUUUGAGUUCUGCAAUUCGCCGCAAGCCCCGCGAAAUAACGACAAUGGAAAUGGCAGCUAAAGGUAAGGCCAAGCGGAGGCAUCUGUGUGCCGGAGAAUGUGCUGAGCUGGGGCAGAAUUUGGGGGGUUCUCUGGUGCAACCCUUCGCUGCAGCCCGCAGCAGUCUGGACCCCAGCCGUGGCCUCUACCCCAGGAGCCCCUCUAAAAGAGGCCGGAAAGGUGUGGAGAACAGCUCGCCGCAGAAGCCCAUUACCCAGUUCUUCCCUGUGAAGGGUAUCCUCAGCACCAGUCCCCAGAAAGCCGUGAAGGAGGAGGAGCCAAACAGAGAGGCGGAGCUCCAGGAGGCUGACGACGACCCGUUCGCGGGCCUGACUGAGAGCAUGUUCAUGGACGACGAGGAACUGGCCGUAAAGCAGGAGGAGUUUCCAGGCCCUUUUUCCGUGAAGCAGGAGGGGUUGCCAGGCUCAUUUUCUGUGAAGCAGGAGGGGUUGCCAGGCUCAUUUUCUGUGAAGCAGGAGGGGUUGCCAGGCUCAUUUUCUGUGAAGCAGGAGGGGUUUCCAGGCUCAUUUUCCAUGGAAGUGAGGCAAGGUGGGACUGCCGGUUGCAGUAGCUGGGACUACCAACCCCCUCCGAACCCCGCUGGGCCGGUCUGCGUGAAGGUAGAAAAGGAGGAUGACGAUGAGUACCCAGUGGACCCCCUCCCCGACGCCCACUACGGCCUCCUGGGCAGCCGCGGCGGGUGGGCGGAGCCGCAGGGGCAGCUGGGAGACCUGCCCGAGGAGAUCCUGAGGGUGCUGUUCGGUCACCUGCCCGCGGCGGACCUGUUCAGGCACGUCGGCCUGGUGUGCCAGCGCUGGAGGGACAUCGUCUGCGACCCGCUGUUUGUGCCCUGGAAGAAGCUGUACUAUCAGUACCAGAGGGAAGAGCCGUCUGCAGUGCAGUUCGUUGACUCCAUCCUGGAGGACAACUGCAUCACUGCCCGAGAAGAGCUGUGCAUUCUCAACAUGGUCAAGUACGUGUCCCAGUUUAAGCACAGCCGCACGGUGCAGCCCGAGGAGGUGCUGCGCUGCGUCAGGGAGCAUCCGCUCUUCCCCGCGGUGCACGCCUGCCUGAAGCACCGCCUCCCGGAACUGCCCGAGAUCCAGGGGGGUCCGAACCCGUGGUCUGCCAUGGCGCUGAUACUGAUCCUGGCAAACGGGGUGAAGGACGUUCAGGAUCUGGUGAUCCGGCUGAGGAGGUCGGGCUGCCUGCAGUCCCCGGGGGGCGUAUCGGAGUACCUCUGCUGCGUAGCCGUGCUGCUACUGGCCAUGCGGAGACACGGCAUCAAGAUGAGCAGCCGGUGCCACUACAACGUCUUUUACGUCCUGCACCUGAUGGAGAAUGCCCCUCCUCCUGCAGUGACUGCACAGAGCGGUUUGGCCAUUCAGGUGACGCACGAACAGCAGCAGAUACUCAAUCAUGACAUCCAGCCUGGCCAGAUAGUCAAGGUCAUGGCCUUCGCAGGCACGGGGAAGACGUCCACGCUGGUGCAGUACGCCCAGCGGAGGCCGCACCUCCGCUUCCUGUACGUGGCCUUCAACAAGUCCACCGCAACGGAGGCCCGGGGCCGCUUCUCUAGGAACGUGGACUGCAGGACGGUCCACUCUAUGGCCUUUGCAGCCAUCGGAAAGCGUUACCAGACUCUGAAGAAGCUUUCCUCCAACCUUCGGCCCUUCUGUGUGGCUUGGGUGCUUCCCAAAGGCAUGGGCGGCUUCGUCAACGCCAAGGUGGUCACCCAGACCAUCGGGGCCUUCUUCGCCUCCGCCGACCGGCACAUCACCGUCGACCACGUCCCUCAGGAGUACAAGAACACCAACGGGCAGAUGAAGAGGCCGGACCACACGGAGAAGCGGGCAUUUGUGUAUGAAGCCCAAAAGAUAUGGGAUAGAAUGACCGAGUUAACAAAGACAAAGGAAACUGCGUAUCACAUGACCCAUGAUGGUUACCUCAAACUCUGGCAGCUACAGAACCCGCGUCUCUACAACUAUGAUGCCAUUUUCAUUGAUGAGGCCCAGGACUGCACACCAGCGGUCAUGGACAUCCUGCUACCCCAGAGCUGUGGAAAGAUCCUGGUGGGAGAUCCUCACCAGCAGAUUUACACCUUCAGAGGGGCUGUCAAUGCCCUGCAGGAGGCAUCCCACACUCACCUGUACUAUCUCACCCAGAGCUUCAGAUUUGGCUCUGAAAUCUCCUACAUUGGAGCUACGAUUCUGUGGUUUUUCAAAGGAGUGACGAAGAUGCUGGUUGGUGGGAGUCAGGAAGGCAGUGUGAGAGGAGAGGAGGACCCCAGCGAGGCGCUGGGACUGGGGCAGGCCCGGGCACACAGGGAGGGGACGGUCGCCAUCCUCUCCCGCUGCAACGUGACCGUGUUCGACCAGGCCGUCAGGCUCACCUCCCCCACCAGCCCCCCGAAAAUCCACAUCGUGGGCGGCGUCGAGAAUUUUGGACUGAAGAAGAUCUUGGACAUCUGGGUGCUGAUGCAGCCGGAGAGCGACCGGAUACAGAAGAACCUGAGCAUCGGGGACUACUUCAUCAGGAGGUUCUGCAGCCAGAGCCUGGGCGGCUACGCCGGGCUGAAGAGGUACGCCUGCAACACCGAGGACCGCGAGCUGGAGGCCAAGCUGGCCGUGGUGGAGAAGUACGGCCACCGCAUCCCUGAGCUGGUGGACCGCAUAUGCAGCUGCUCUGUGAGCACCCCACACUCCGCAGAUUACGUUUUGGGCACCGUGCACAAGGCCAAAGGGCAGGAGUUUGACACGGUCUUCAUCACCGACGACUUUGCCAAAGUGCACUGCGCCGGACACACCCGUCAGAGACUGUUCGGCACUGCCAGAAGGGAAGAUGGAUCCAUUAACGUCCCAGAAGACGAGUGGAACCUGCUGUAUGUGGCUGUGACCCGCGCCAAGAAGAAACUGGUGAUCACCAAAACCAUCGGGAACAUCCUGACCAUGGCCAAGGAGUACUUCCUGCGGCCCGUGCUGACCAGCGCGCUGCUCGGAGACGGGCAGCCGCCCUGCUGCUCCGUGCAGGAGUGUCAUAACCGCAUCCUGGAGGACUCCGCCCUCACCAUGUGCAAGGUCCCCAUCAGAUACAGUGACUCUGCAGAGGCGGGAGGGCCUUUGUGUGUGACCUGCGUGGAGCAGCGCGUGGGUCACAUGGCCUACCUGAUCGCCUCACCUGAGCAGGUGAAGGCCACGCCCUACACACUGGAGAGGGUGGAAUUCCCCAUCAACGUUGCCAUGUUAAUGGCACUGUUCUGAGCUUACCUGUACAGGUAAUGAUGGCCUUCUCGGAGUAGCCAAUAAGCAUAACCCUGGUGACAGCUAGCUUUAUUUUAAAUAUGUGUACAUACAUUGUAUUUUUUAUUUUAAAAAUGUUGAAAUUUUUAAAAAAAUACUCAAAAUCCCUACGAACAUAUUUUUUUCUAAACUAUGAAAAAAAAAAACGUGUUGCUGAGAUUUAUAUUCAAAGUUUGUGAUUUAUAAUAACAGAACUAAGGGUCUUUGCACAUUGCUUCUUUUUUUCUUGUGUCUUUUCAUGUGUGAAAUAGUUUGCAUCUUUUCUGAUGAGGCUUUAUUAUACAAGGCUUCUAUAGCAUCACAGGUCCUGGAGAGCAGCAGGGCCUGCUGCUUUCCCUCAUUCAAUUAAAACGUGUGGAUAACACAG